AUGGCGCGGCAAUCGCUGUUGUGUCCUGGCGAAGAAUUCCAGAAAACCGAUGACCAGCACAAGCUCAAGCACUUCUGGCGCCUCGGUGAGGGGUUCGAAGGCGUGCCAGCGCCACCUCCGGCGGCCAGCCUCGCCGCCGCGGCGGCUAACGGCCCGCCCGCUCCGCGAGCAGGCUCGGCGAGCGACUACGUGGAGUACGUUGUCUGGCUUCUCGGCGUGAUCGGUGUGCUGUACUUUCUCGCAAACCCGAACGCGCGCCGGAACUGGCACGUCGACGAGCGCGACGAGGCGUGGAACGACGACGCGGGCGGCGAGGGCGACGGCGAGGAGGGCUUGGCAGAAGCGUGGCAGCCGGACUCUGCUGGCGACGACGCCGCCGCGCGGCGAGAAUCAUCCAGCCAGGCCACGUUCAGGCGUCGGGGCGGGCGGGCAGGGCAACUCGACGAGUGA
Messenger RNA from Emiliania huxleyi CCMP1516, 450 nucleotides. RefSeq lists its product as hypothetical. NCBI's taxonomy places the organism in Eukaryota, Haptophyta, Isochrysidales, Noelaerhabdaceae. The transcript is spliced from 3 exons. The record is from RefSeq and is a predicted model, not a curated record. The coding region runs from base 1 to 450 and encodes 149 amino acids.